GGUCAGGGUUUGGGGGUGCAGUGAGGGGUUUUGGGGUGAUUUUAGGAUGUCUUUCCCACUUUCAUACCCACGUGUGCUUUCUCCUGCCACAGCUGCGCGUCAGCAAGGAACAGGAGCAUUUCUUGGUGGCCCCACAGGGGCUGGCAUGCAGUGAGGUGACAGCGGCCAGCUUGAUCAAGGUGAACGUGCUGGGGGCCGUGGUGGAGCAGGGCAGCACCAACUUCACCCCGGACACUGGCAGCUUCAGCCUCCACGCCGCCAUCUACGCCGCCCGCCCCGAUACCCGCUGCAUCAUCCACCUGCACACCCCGGCCACGGCUGCAGUCUCGGCCAUGCGCUGUGGGGUGCUGCCCAUCUCCCGCGCCGCGCUGCUCCUGGGGGAUGUCGCCUACUUCGACUUCAGAGGGGAGGUGGAGGAGGAAAGCGACCGGGUCGAGCUCCAGAAGUGCCUCGGUCCCACCUGCAAGAUCCUGGUGCUGCGCAACCACGGCGUGCUGGCGCUGGGCGACACGGCCGAGGAGGCUUUCUACAGCAUCUUCCACCUGCAGGCGGCCUGCGAGAUCCAGGUGUCGGCGCUGGCGAGCGCGGGGGGCACGGAGAACCUGAUCGUGCUGGAGCGCAGCAAGCACCGUGCGCACGAGGUGGGCUCCGUGCGCUGGGCGGGCAGCACCUUCGGGCCCAUGCAGAAGAGCCGCUUGGGCGAGCACGAGUUCGAGGCCCUCAUGAGGAUGCUGGACAACCUGGGGUACCGCACCGGCUACACCUACCGCUACCCCCUGGUGCAGGAGAAGAGCAAGCCCAAAAGCGAUGUGCUCAUCCCCGCCACCGUGACUGCCUUUGUGUUCGAGGAGGAGCCGGCCCCGGUGCCCGCGCUGCGGCAGCACGCACAGAAGCAGCAGAAGGAGAAGACGAGGUGGCUCAACACCCCCAACACCUACAUGAGGGUCAAUGUGGCUGAGGAGCAGCAGGGCAGCGCCGGCAGCCAGAAGACAAAGACGACGUGGCUGAAAGCAGACGAGGUGGAAAAAGGCAGCAGCGGGACCCCCAUCCGAAUCGAGAACCCCAACCAGUUUGUGCCCCUCUACACGGACCCACAGGAGGUGCUGGAGAUGAGGAACAAGAUCCGGGAGCAGAACCGCCAGGAUGUGAAGUCAGCCGGCCCCCAGUCCCAGCUGCUGGCCAGCGUGAUCGCAGAGACCAGCCGCAGCCCCUCCACAGAGAGCCAUUUGGGUGAUGCAGAAGCCAAAGAAGCAUCCAGGGAUGAGGCCCCCCCGGAGCCGGAGCCCCCAAACCCCUUCAGCCAGCUGACGGACCAGGAGCUGGAGGAGUACAAGCAGGAGGUGGAGAGGAAAAAGCUGCAGGGUGAGAAGGCUGCUGUGGCCGAGGAGAGCCAGGCUCCCCCUGCAUCCCCACCGCAGAGCCCGGCCCCGACGCCUGCGGAGCCCUCGGAGGGUGACAAGAAGGAGGAUGGGGACCAAGCGCCGGCUGAUUCUGCUGUUGAGAAGGAGCCGCCAGCGGUGGUGAAUGGGAAGGAGGAGGAGCAAAGCACCGAGGAAAGCAAAGCCGGGGAGCGGACAACGUCCCCUGCCAACACCGACACGGAUGCCCCUAAGGAGAAGGAGACGGUGACCAGCAGCCCCGUGUCCCCCGAAGGCUCCCCUUCCAAAUCGCCCUCGAAGAAGAAGAAGAAAUUCCGGACCCCGUCUUUCCUGAAAAAAGGCAAAAAGAAGGAAAAGAUCGAAUCCUGAGUGUCCUCCGCAGCCUCCGCCCCCCAAUCCGCUCCGGAGGGAGGCACCAAAGACGCAGGGAUGGCUCCUGCAGCUGAAAAGCCGGGAGAUGAGCUGUUUCCUUGGCUAUUCCCGGCACCAGGCGCCUCAUCCCCUCGUCACCCGCUUAUUGGAGGCGGUCACUGAGCUUAGGAAAGAUUUGUGGCCCCUGUUUGCUGCUUGGGGAAACACCCACCCGCUGCAAUGUCCCUUCUCCCUCCUCCCUGCUGGGUACCAGCCCCUUUCCCAGUCCCGGAUUGAGGGUUGGAUGUGGGGUGUUUGCUCCCCCUUUGUGAAUUGCAGGGCGCAGCUCGGAUGCGCUCGGUUUGAGGACGAAAAGGGUGCUUUUUGUUGUUCUUUUCCUACCUUCUUGUCCCAAGCUCUACUGGAAUGGCUUCACACACCCCCUGGGCAACAUCGGGUGCUGCUUUGCCAAGGGAAUUGGAUCAGAAUGGGAGGGGGGGAAUUUGCUCUUCCUGAAGGAGAGCCCACAGCCUUGUGAGCCUUUCCUUUAUGGAUUGUAACCUUCCUCCUCGUGGGCUGGAGUCCCCUUCUCCUGGUGCUGCUGCCUCUGUGUGUGUGCGGGAUGAGGAAGCGCAGCCGGAUUCCCCAUCACCGGACCCGCACCGGAGAAGGGAGAAGGAAAAGGAGCCUCUGGGAAGGGUCUGUGCUACUAAAACUGAGCAAAACUUCA
Pezoporus occidentalis (night parrot) is the source of this 2460-nucleotide messenger RNA. RefSeq names its product adducin 2 (gene ADD2). Gene Ontology annotation, cellular component: postsynaptic density; plasma membrane; cytoskeleton. Lineage: Eukaryota; Metazoa; Chordata; Aves; Psittaciformes; Psittacidae. The transcript is spliced from 11 exons. Gene Ontology annotation, molecular function: actin filament binding. The annotation marks the transcript as partial. The record is from RefSeq and is a predicted model, not a curated record. Gene Ontology annotation, biological process: barbed-end actin filament capping.